Leishmania braziliensis MHOM/BR/75/M2904 is the source of this 6045-nucleotide messenger RNA. RefSeq lists its product as hypothetical. Gene Ontology annotation, biological process: establishment of mitotic sister chromatid cohesion; establishment of protein localization to chromatin; replication-born double-strand break repair via sister chromatid exchange. NCBI's taxonomy places the organism in Eukaryota, Euglenozoa, Kinetoplastea, Trypanosomatida, Trypanosomatidae. Gene Ontology annotation, molecular function: chromatin binding. The record is from RefSeq and is a predicted model, not a curated record. Gene Ontology annotation, cellular component: Scc2-Scc4 cohesin loading complex. The coding region runs from base 1 to 6045 and encodes 2014 amino acids. The transcript has a single exon.
AUGUCUGCCAAACCUGUCAUCUCACUUCCCCCGCAGCCGUGUCUUAUCGCGGCUAACGAGUCCGUCAACCCCGUUCCGAAGCUGCUGCUUUCCUUUCCGGUGCCUCGCCUGGUAUCGCAGCUGCGGCUCGAGACGGAAUGGGCGAGGCCGGAGGAGGAGGUCCCUGCCGCUGGUGUACCAACAGAAUCCUCUGCUUUGCCGUCAUGGAGGUCAGCGGAACUGGACCAGCUGUCACGCGGUAUGCAGGAGUCUGCCCAGCAGCUGCUCCUCACUGGUGUCUUUUCACGCUUUCUGCAGGAGCAGUUCCAUCGCGAGGCAGGACAAUUCCAUGGGAAUUGUGGCAGCGCCGACGACAGCUGUAGUUCCCUUCGCUGUCAGGGCCGUACCUCUGCCGCACAUUGUGUCAGUCGAACCGUCACGCGUGGCCUUCAAGGGCUGCUUUCCUCUAUGGUGCAGCGAAAUACGCUGCUGAAUGUUGCCCAACUGCGCAAGCAGUGCGAAUCAGGCACAACAUCAUCCCUGCUACCUCCUGGUAAGGACGCGUUCGCACACCGCGUGCCGCUGACGCGUGUUCCCGAGUCAGAAAGUUGGGUGAGAAGCGAAAAUGCUACAGGGCCAUCCCUGCGGCCGCGGCGAUCAGCGGAAUUGGGAAGCAGCCUGGCGGACACGUCGAUGGGCUUGCGAACCUUGGCACCGGCUGAUGACAAGCCGUCGAUCCCCGCCAGUGGGCGGCGGCGGGCGAGUGCGACGACCGCGUCUACUUCGACCAUUCCCAGGGUGGUGGCGAGCUACAGGCCGCGCACGACUUCAGAGUCGGCGAGCCUAGAGGCACUGGAGACGUCCUUGAGGGGCAGCGAGCGCACCGAUGUAAAUUCUAUUUCCUUUGCAGACUUUGUGCGACAGACCGCCAGUGAUAGUGGCAGCGGCGCUGUUGUUUUCGAUGAGCCACUGCUCCUCCGUUUCGUCUCCUGGCUGCCCCUUCAAGUGCGUCCUUUUGAGGGCAUUCCGUCUGCGCAGAUGACUGCUUGCUUGACGGCGCUCGCUGCAUCUUGCACUAGCCCUGAGGAGGAAGCGGCGGUGUUCUCCAACUCUGGUCUGCAGGAGUUGCCAUGGUCUGCGCGCACGUGGCUUUGCUGCCAGUGCUUAGCCCACCCGCACUUCCCCACUGAGGCAGUGCCAGCGGGACUCGUAGGACAUACAGUCGACGCGUUUGCACGGGUUAUUCGUGGUGUGGCGGCGUUGCUCUUGCGAGUGCAGCAAUCAGCAGACACGGCGGCUGUGGGGGUCAGCGCCGAGACAAGUAGCAAGCAAGAGGGACACUCGUCGACAGUUCUUGGGCAACGUAGUGCGGCUGACCGCAUGUGCACCACAUCGAGUCUGCACCCCUGGUUAGAACAGCUGCGGGGCUACCUGCGCAGCUUCGCCGUCAUGCUGUGCAACCGCACAGUGCGGCUUGUACCGGACACCGAUAUCAGCCGUCUCGAGGAGCUGUGCCACCAGUGUCUUUUUCAUGUGACGCGCAGCUGCUCCAAGGAAGUGCACCUGCUCUAUAGCACUUACAUCAUUGACGGCGCGGUGCACCUGUAUCGAUGCAUCUGGAACUGUCUCCAGGUGGAGCGGCAGCGCUUGGUGGAGGUGUUCUUUCAGCGUUUACCUACCUCUUCCGCGUGUCUGACGCAGCGGACCUAUCGUGUAAACUAUGACGGACGCACUGUGCUACCCCUCACCGUUUCCAUGCUGGCAGGCGCGCAGUCGUUGGUCAUCUCAGGCGAAGUAGGUGAGCUGAGCACUGUGGAGACACUGCAGCGUCAGUGCAGCUUGUGGGCCGGCACGUUUGUGCAUGAGCUGCUGCUGCGGUGCGCGUCAAGGAGGGACCGGACUGAGGACACGGCGGCGUGGGCGGCGGCAGUGGUCCUGGCGGAGGACUUGACGGAUCUUCUCGGGGUGCCGGAGUGGCCAGGCGCGGAUGUGCUGCUGCGCACUUUUGUGCACGCACUGGCACAGCUGUGCCUCAGCGCUGAGUCUGCCACGACGGCAUCCGCCGAGGCGCUGCGGCCACUGGCAGUGGAUGUGGUGGCCCGCGUGGCUCUGAGGCUUUUCGACGAGAGGCAGUCGUCUGUGCCGACGACUAUCUUGGCGGAGAUGGAGCGGCUCAGGGACGUGGCCAGCAGGGGCCAGGGGGUGGGUCCCCUGGUGCUGCAGAAUAUAGUGUGUGUGCCUGCUCCUUCACCACCCGCCGCUGCCGACCAACAGGCUUGGGAGCACAUGUGUGGUGCAACGGACAAGGCAGCGAUGCCAAGCAUCGGCACAGCGGACAGCUCUCUUCUUGGGGUCAUGGGAUCCGUCUACAUGGCUGAAUCGCAGCUUAUCGCAAAUCCGUCCACCGCGGCGGACUACGCUGCAGUGUGGUUUAACCUGCGCGCAGCGCAGGUCACGACGUGGGCUUCGCUGCAGGAUACCGAUCAGGAAUGGAUUUCGGAGGCAGGGCUUGGCUUACUCGUGCGGUGGCAGCGCCCCCCUGGUGGAGGGGACGCACCGGCCAACUGGAACGACGUGUGCUUGUGGACGCAGGUCAUCAGCACUCAGUUCAGCAACUCUAUGCUCAGCCUACGCACGCGGCAUACCCUGGUAUCGAUGCUGCUCUCCAUCUUCCACCUCAAAGACGCACAGGGCGUCGCGGUGCCGGUGUCGGAUGUGGUACAAAGAAAAGCACUCGCCCACCUCGCCCGCCUUACCGCGGAACACCCGCCGCUUCAUCGCUAUUUGUGGCCAGUGGUGCGGCAGUGCGUGCAGGACGACAGUGCGCGAGUGCGGGAGUCUAUCGUGCCCCUUCUUCUUACAAUGCUGAAUGGCGCGACCGUCACCGCAGCUGAGGGCGAGUUGACUGCCACGGACUACUCCGUGACCGCCGACGGGCUCACUGCCGAGGUGGUGAGCAGUCUCCUUUACCUUCUCAACGACAAGAGCGGCUCAGUGGUGUCGCGCACCAUCGCUGCCCUCGACGCAUUCCUGACAGAUGACGCUUACCAGUGCUUCUUCGCCACCCCGCACGGCGCACCGCUGCUCUUCUUCAUCGAGUAUAAGCUACUGCAACUCGCUGCCCCCGACGAGGCCGAGGCGCAGAGGCAUCGGAAGGAUGUGGUGAAGCACUUUCUGCGCCGCUGGGUGGUAACGCUAGGCGACGCCGAGGGCUCCCUCACUGGGGCCCACGCGCAGCUGGCAAAGGAGCUCGUUGCGCUGGCGGUGAUGGUGGCGCCAGACUACCCGCACGAUCUUGGCGAGGACAAUCCGCUGGUGCAGGUGCUACAGGGCAUGCACACAUAUGUGACCGCAUACGACCCUGCAGGUGAGACUUCGCCGAGCUCCACUGCUGCGAGUACGGCUGUGUCGCGUCGUCGCCCACGCGGCUAUCACAUUGACGGGGCCCGGCUGCUUCACGUCAUGCGCUGCGCUGCGCGAUCGCUGUGGACGCGGUACAACUGCUUUCACUCUACCGAGGACGCCGUGUCGUGCCUCGCCGCGAUGCGGGCCCUCGCGCAGGCCCGCGGGGAGUGGGUGCAGCCGCUGGCCGAGGUGCUAGUGCAGUCCAUCGCCUACCCCCCGCCUCCCACAUCACCACUCGCCAAAACACCGGAGGCGCUGGGCGGGGCGCUGUUGCACAUGUGUCAAACCUUACACUUCAUUCUGAAGGCCCCGCGGCUACCCCUCGUUUCUCUCGAUCAACUUGCACGCUCCCUGACAGCACUGCUAUCCAAGUACGUGGGGCCGUAUCAACAGCGCGUAAUUGUCGCCUCCUGCAGUGCCCUGUGCGCCCUCAUCACGUGUGGCGCCAAGCACCGUCUCUCCGGACAGGUCAACGUGCCGUACCUGCAACUCUGCUACUCGCUCAUGAACACCUACUACACCCGUGUGCGGGGACUGUUGCCGAGCUUGGCCACGCAGCCGCAGAGUGUCGCCUACACACUGCGCUUCCUCUUCCUCUUGUCCGAGUUUUUGCGUAUGUAUCCGGGCUGGAGGCAGCACCCGCCGCACCCGGCCCUCGUAGAGGAGUCGUUAGUUGGUCAUAACGCAGGAGCAACAGCGCCGAAUGCGCUCAUUGAGGGUCCCGGUAUCAUGGCUAACACAUAUCAGCUCCUCGAAGAUGUCUUGGGGAGUUGUGGCAGCUCCACCACACGGAAAGGCGUUACCGUGAUCGCUCUGCGCGUUGUCGCAUCGCUGUGCACGCUCGACCCCACGACGUACUUUCUCCGCGCUGAGGGGCGCAUUCGUGACGCACUUCGCUCCCACGACGUGCGUUUUCAACUACAGAGUCUCUCCUUGCUCUCAGAUUUUCUCAAGGAAGAGGAUCAGCGGGUGGAAGAGGCAGCGCGACAGGCUACUCACCUCGACACAACAGCACUCAUCCUCGGCUCUAGUGGCGGUGGUGACGCCAGUGACACUUCGAGUGGUAGCUGGGGAAAUGGUGACGGCGACGACAAGUUUGAGGCGCCACUGCCUGGUCGUCGUGUCAAGCGCAUGCGCCAUAAACAAGCCGCCGUCGCUGUCAAUGCGCCAGAGCAGAUGAAGGCGAGAGGCAACGCGAGACGGGCGCCACUGCCGCACUCUUCGGCUGCAGCACACACAGAGGAUUUCAAUAGCGGUAUGGCAACAUGGAUCUUUCAGCAGUUCCAUGGCGACAUUGCACGGCUCAGCUGCGGCACCCCCAACAGCCAAGUGCGCUCGCUCUGCCUGCGCCUGUUUCAGCAAGCUGCGCACGGGGGCCUGCUUCCACCUGAAAAAUAUAUGCAGGUUAUCGUAGCCCUCGCCGCGGACGUUCAUGCACCGCUGCGGCAGCAGGCGGCGGCCACUCUCACCAUUUCCUGUGAACACCAUGAGGUGGUGGGGUCGUCGGUCGGGCGGGGUGUCGAGCUCGCGUUUUGUCUGCAUCACACGUGCGGCGUGAACCUUCUUCGAAGCGCCGUGGUGCCUGACAAGCUGCUCACCACUGCUGUCGACAGUGGCACCGGUGGCAUUCUGAGCGGGUACAGCGUCCACAGCUCUGUGUACACGUUGCUGCACAAACGGCUACGCGACAGCAUGAUCACCACCCUGGUGCGUUUCUUCUACCAAGAUGACAAGGCGCGGACGUGGUGCGAGGAACAUGCGCAGCAGCUUACCGACGCCACCGAAGCUCUUGCCGCGUCAUCUUCGUCGGGGGUCGUCUUCAGUCUCUUUCACCCGCUCCUCUUUCUCUGUCACUUGACGCUGGCGCUUGCGACGCUACCGUUUCCGCAUGAGAAUGACGUGAUGCAUGUGCUCCAGCAGGCCCGCACCGGCCUCGACUUGAACGGGCAGGCAGCGUUGGACUGGUUAAGAGAUAAUGAGGGGUCGACUGCCCCACCGUCGCUCACCGACACAAGCAGUAGUAUGGUUAUGCGGUGGAAGGCAAUUGGCGCCUUACUGCUUCAUUACCUGCGGUGCAGCCUUAAAUCCGAGUACCACGUGAACUCUGCGAAGCUCGUGCGCUACCGCAGCCGUCAGAACUUCCGUGCCGCGACCACUGCAGCACAGCAAUGCACUGCGUCGCCCAUGCAGCGCCGCGCCGCGCACAGCGCCGCGAUGGCCGAUCUGACAGCUCGCCUGGAGCGACUUGUGAGACUCUUAGAGCCUGCCUUGAGGUUGUCGUGGGCAGUCCAUCCGCCAACGGAUGUGGUAGAGGUCAGCUGGCAUGCGCUGAGCGUUGAGCUAGAGUCUGCACUGAUGGAAGAGAGCGCCGACGCCUUUGGAGAGUGCACCCCUAGUCGUAGCACGUGUGUGUGUGGACGAGCAAAGAGAGCUCGAGUGGCUCGUCCUACGCGCCACGCCACGGCUCCGUCACGGCGCAAGCGACAGCGGUGCUCCUUUCCAAGGGACACCACAAGUACAGACGACAGCGCACAGGACGACACAGAGAGUGACGAGGCGGCGACUCGUAGUUCUUCUGAGUCGCCCGCACUUAACACACCAUGCGAAGCAGCUCAUCAGCACAAUCUCGACCCCCCUUUCCCACAUACGAACAACGGCUAG